AUGGGGUGUCUCUGUUCCCCAGUGGCCCUAGCACUGCUGGCGAUAACCCUGCUGCAGGGUCCUCAGGGGACCUGGAAUCAACAGCUCUUUCCCCCAAUCUGCCUAUCGUGUGAACCUCGGGGAGCACCAGCUGUCCAAUCCCUCCCCGAGCCGGGUCUCGUCUCCUGUGCGCCAGAUCCUCAUCCACCCCGAUUACAACAGGGGGACCCGUGCAGCCGACAUCGCCCUAGUGCGGUGCCAGUGCGAUACACCGACGAAAUCCUUCCCGUCUGCUUGCCUGGCCCUUCCUACUCCUUCCCUGACAACCACAUGUGCUGGGUCACUGGUUGGGGGAGAAUAGACUCUGAGGUCUCUCUCCCACCCCCCAAGCCGCUGCAGGAGGUUCAGGUCCAGCUGAUCGACACUGCAGCCUGCAACACCCUCUACAACAUCAACCCGGCCCCUAACAUUGGCAGGGACUCCAUCAAACCCGACAUGAUCUGUGCUGGCUACGCCGAAGGGCAGAGGGACUCCUGCCAGGUGAGCUAGGUGUUUGGGUUGGGUGGAUGCACGUGAGCCCCAGCCUGGCUCCCUGUCACCAUCUAGGGCCUGCAGUGAGUAGAACAGCUGCUGCAGCCAUGGAGCUCUGGACCCAGCUUCC
Molecule: messenger RNA, 640 nt
Organism: Gopherus evgoodei (Goodes thornscrub tortoise)
Lineage: Eukaryota; Metazoa; Chordata; Testudines; Testudinidae
Product: serine protease 27-like
Exons: 4
Coding region: 1-528 (175 amino acids)
Biological process (GO): proteolysis
Molecular function (GO): serine-type endopeptidase activity
Source: RefSeq, a predicted model, not a curated record